Messenger RNA from Dibothriocephalus latus, 687 nucleotides. NCBI's taxonomy places the organism in Eukaryota, Metazoa, Platyhelminthes, Cestoda, Diphyllobothriidea, Diphyllobothriidae. The record is from the annotation of a GenBank genome assembly.
AUGCGGACUUGGGUCACUACAGACUCGUAUCAGAGUCGAAAUGCUACAGCGGCGAAACCCAUGGAAAGAAAAAGAGAUCUUAAUAUGGUUACAGAAAACUUCAACAAACUUCAGGAAUACGCCGCGAAGGCGAAUUUUUUUCGUAUGAUCUGGAGGCCUUUGUUACUUUGUUUUCCACCCUCUCUCUUUCUCUAUCUUACCUGCUUCCCUGCAUCAAAUUCAGGCGAAUUGACGGAUCUGCGAACUGCUCUCGUUUCAAACAUAAAUCUGGCCAUCGUGGCAGUCCGAUUUAACAUUCAUCGUUAUCUGGACCAAACGGAUCCUGCCCUGUGGAAAAACAUUGGCGAAUUCGCCCAGGUUGUCCUCGAAGAACCCUUCAAACUCUGGCAGUUAGAGGACCAAUACAGUGGGCCAGCGCGGUCACUCAGCUACAAAGUCCUCGGUGACAUGGUGGAGGCCAUAAUUGGAGCGGUACACGAAUCACCCAUGUGGAACUUUUCCUUCGACAGGUCCAGCGAGAAAGUGCUGGUUGACGAUGAACAGAAUGGUGGUCGUGGCGGUGGAAACAGGCGGACGGUCUGUCGCAUCCAGGCCACUCACAAAGGACGCACAUUAGUGGCCGAGGGUCCGAACCUAAGAGCCGCCAAGUUGGCUAUUGCCCACCAACUGGGCGUCUCUUUUGGUUAG